Molecule: messenger RNA, 797 nt
Organism: Bicyclus anynana (squinting bush brown)
Lineage: Eukaryota; Metazoa; Arthropoda; Insecta; Lepidoptera; Nymphalidae
Gene: mRpS26
Product: probable 28S ribosomal protein S26, mitochondrial
Exons: 3
Coding region: 112-747 (211 amino acids)
Cellular component (GO): mitochondrial small ribosomal subunit
Source: RefSeq, a predicted model, not a curated record
UGUGUCUGUCACAGACGACAAGUGUCUGCGGAACGAAUUUUAGGUUAUUAUUUAUUAAUUUUGUUUUUACACCAAAAAGUGAAAAACAUAAAAAAAAACUGUACUUGAAAGAUGAAUUUUAAACAUGUAUUUCUCAAACGAACAUGUCCAAUGGUCACACAAAUCGCGGAAGCUCAUCGGAAACCGAGAUGGUUACCAGUGGCGAAGAGCAAAAUUUACCGUAUUCCUAAACGUCCCGUGAUCUCAACAGAGGAGCGUUUAGAGCUGCAACGGAUAAACAACAAUUAUAAUACACAAAUGCGUGCAAUAAGACGUUUUUACCAUGAAGAGAUGAUAAAGGAGAGAUCUUCUCUCCAGAGCGCCAGUUCGGAGAUGUCCCAGCGCUUGGAGGCCGAGGAAUGGGAAAAGUGUGUUCAAAUUAACGAUAAAUGGAACAGUCAGGUUGCCGCAGAAAGAGAAGAGCGGAGAAAGGUGGAGUUAGCUGCUAUGGAGGACUUUGCUUUGAAACGAAUGGAGGUCAAAGACGCAGAGAUGAAAGACAAAAUUGCAAUAGCGUCAGAGAAGAUCAGAGAACAAAAGGAAUUAUGUUCAACAUUCAUCACACCAGAGACUCUAGAAGCGGCCAUAGACCACGCACUGGCCAACCCCACAGAUUACAAUUUUGCAAUUGAUUUAAAAGGAAACCAAUUCCCUGGAAGAGAUAUUCCUAUAACAUAUGAAAAGAAUGCUGAAAAAACAAACGUUUAGUGUUGGUUAAUUUUAAGUUACUUAGAAAAUAAAUAAAUUAUUUAGGUUUA